Messenger RNA from Xenopus tropicalis (tropical clawed frog), 1569 nucleotides. RefSeq names its product mitochondrial ribosomal protein L37 (gene mrpl37). The coding region runs from base 107 to 1360 and encodes 417 amino acids. Gene Ontology annotation, cellular component: mitochondrion; ribosome. Gene Ontology annotation, molecular function: structural constituent of ribosome. NCBI's taxonomy places the organism in Eukaryota, Metazoa, Chordata, Amphibia, Anura, Pipidae. Gene Ontology annotation, biological process: translation. The transcript has 7 exons. The record is from RefSeq and is a predicted model, not a curated record.
CUAGCCAAAUACUGUAGCAGGCCGUACUCUAGUGACCUUGACGGUCGCUGCUAUUGGCUGAUGCUCUGAGAGACAGGCUGUCGCCCAUCAACCUUUGCGGGGAAAGAUGGCGGCGUCCAUGGUUCCCCGUAGGAUGUGUGGAGCCGGUGUUAUUUUCCAUUUGAAGUGCGGUGUGCGGUGCUUGAGCGUGUCUGCGGCUCGAAAUGGGAAGUUUAUACCGCCUGUCCGGGCAGAAGCGCCAGAAAUCCCAGGCUUGGAGCCGAUCACAUAUGCCGAUCGGAUGUACUAUGUCCCUGGCUUAGCACGACCUCGGAAUACUGACUGGGAUCGAGGAUGGUCUGACCCCCGCUAUUACCGGGCUCCUCCGCCUGAGCAGAUGAAGUUGUUUCGGGAGCAGCCGGCAUAUCUUUUCCACCGUAGUUGCCGUCUCCUUGGAGGAGUAAAACAGGCACUGUGGCUCACAAAGACCAAAUUAAACAAUGGUUUACCCCAGAGAAUAAUGGACAUAUGUGAGGACCCAGUUUACCAAAUCCCAAACCAUGAGGAGCUAGUGCACAAUGUAGUGGCCAAUGCUUGUUUAUGGCACCGUCCUGGGGAUCAACCAAUCAGGGAGGAAUACUGCCCAAAGUUGUUACAGGGCCUUCUGCAUUUGUGUCAGAAACAGAACAAUAAAUUUCCUGCACUUUCCCAGAGGAGUCUUGUUGAAAAUUGUCGCCUGGCAGCUUCUUGGCAUAGAGAAUCUAGCAUUUAUCAAGUACGCGGCAUUAAUGGGUUCCUGCUAAGUUCCAAAAACCCACUGAAGCCUGUAGCCUCUGAGAGUGAGAUUCAGGCCACAAAGGAGCACAGACUAGAAUCUCUGUAUCCCUUAUCACCUGCUAUUGACCUUCAGGAAGUGAAUGUGUAUGAGGAGCGGAAUGAUGCAGGUUUCAGGCCUGGGUAUCCAUUUCCCCAUCCACAUACUGUGUUUGUCAUGGACCCCUGCAGCACAAGAGCCGGAUUCCUUCCAGAUCAGUUGCGUGCCAAAAUGAUCAUGCUUGCUUAUGGCAGUGCUUUGGCUAAAGCCAGAAACCUGUUUGGGGAAGAUGCGAAGGUUUUGCCAGAACCAAUUUUGGUCCAAAGCAUUGGCACAGACGGACAACAUUUCCACUUUUUGGUAUUUCAACUAAAUACUCUGGAUCUUGUUUCUGAGGAUGGAGUUAAAAAUAUUGUCUGGAUGGAUUCUGAUCAAUCACUUUACUCCUCUGCUAGGCUUGUGGCUAAAGUCAAGAGGAAAAUUGUUGAGGUACCUGCUGGUGUCUGUGGGUUACAGCCAGAAACCUUUAAGAAGUUUUGGGCAAUGUAUCUGCAUGGAGCAAACUGAAAAGAUUUAUGGUGCUACUAGUCAAAAGAACUAAUUGAUGUCCAUAGGUGGGCAAAGGACAUCAGCAUGCAUAGCUAUGAAAAACGGUGUUUUCUGACCCUGAAACAUUUGUCCACAGACUGGUGAAGCUACAAUGUGAUGUCUGACAUUUUGUAUAAUGUAAUAGUGUAUUAUAUUGUAAGAAUAAAAUACAGUAACUUUUAUUCUCA